AUGCUGGAGCGGCGCGUAGACAAAUCAAACCCCAAGAAUGCAGGAGUCGUGAAACCUUUUACCACUCCAAAUGUAUGGAAAGAGGGAAGUAAGGUUGCAUCGUAUGAUGCUUUUUUGAGCACCUUGACCAUGAUGGCAUCCAUGGCUGUGAUCUCAACUGUACCCGAUGCAGCAGCGAUCAGUCUCAUUUGCUCCUCUGCCUUGCUCAUCAACGCGAAGCCAUUUGCACCUAUGAAAGAGGGCGGCAGGGAUAUGAAUUCGAAUGCAUAUGCAAGCUUCUGUUUUGCCCUCUUUAUGAACGCAUUCCUUAUUGCUCGGAAGCUUAUUGUAAUGCCAACUCAAGCCAACUCGUCUCAGUAG
Malassezia restricta is the source of this 360-nucleotide messenger RNA. RefSeq lists its product as uncharacterized. The coding region runs from base 1 to 360 and encodes 119 amino acids. The transcript is spliced from 4 exons. The record is from RefSeq and is a predicted model, not a curated record. Lineage: Eukaryota; Fungi; Basidiomycota; Malasseziomycetes; Malasseziales; Malasseziaceae.